Molecule: messenger RNA, 954 nt
Organism: Stereum hirsutum FP-91666 SS1
Lineage: Eukaryota; Fungi; Basidiomycota; Agaricomycetes; Russulales; Stereaceae
Exons: 4
Coding region: 1-954 (317 amino acids)
Source: RefSeq, a predicted model, not a curated record
AUGUCCUCCUCCUCUCAUUCUUCAGCUUCGCCGCCUGCGGCAUGUGCCCAUCUCACGGGUAUCAUGUCUCUGGAGGAACCACGUAGUCUUCCGAAUAAACCUCGCACUGUGCUCUUAAAUGCUGGGAUCUACGUUGGACCUGGAAACGAUGAUUUCUGCGUGGGUCUACUCCGCUACUAUAAUGACCAGAACAUCAACUUCAAGAAAGAUGGUGAUCUGUAUUUCGUUACAGCCAAGGUUGUUAAAAUGCGAGAAGAUGUAGACAUUCUCUCUCAGGAUUUCGAACACAAAGAUUAUGAUGUGUCUGGAGAUAUCAUUGAGAUCAUCCCCAUCGUGAAUGUGAAGCGUAACGAGAAGGCUUACGGUCGCCGUCGAUGCCUCUUGACCGCAUCUGGUUCCGUAUCGUCUGUAGAGAAAGACGCAUUUUUGUUCCUCAUGGAGGCACGUCAAUGGACUAACCUUGACCAUGACGGCGUGCUCCCAAUUACUGCGAGGAUCGCUGAGAAGUCAAAGUGGCCAAAUCGAGCGAAAGCUCUGCCCAAUAUUUUCAGCAUAGUCACGUUUACGGCGCCUUUGGUUGAAGUUGAACGAGACGAGGAAGAUCAACCUACUCGAUUUGUCGUGGACAUAGACCGUCAUCUAGACUUCCUCGGUGUCAAUUCUUCCCUUGCAAGUAGUUCAUCUUCCCCUGAACGUUCGCCUAAGACCCCGAAAGGACGGAGAAUGUUGAGGUUCCAUGUCGGCGGCACUGAUGCUGCGUCGUCUCCGACUCCGAGUCCCCGAGCCCUAGAGAAGAGACGUGCGGAAGACAGUCCUGCGGACGAUAAGGCGGUUUCGGAUGCAGAAUCUUCAGAUGCAGUACUACCCCUUGCUCAGCGCAAGAAACCGAGGACGUCGCAGUCCCGUAACAGCACUGCCCAUGAGGAACAGUCUUCGCCUUUGACGCAAACCUAA